AAACUCUGGCAACACUGCAGCUGUUUGGUAGCGAACAGUAAAAGAAUUGUUUACAAAACAUUGUGAAACAAGAUUAGAAUAAUAAUAGUAAAACAAAUAAUGACAUGUUUCGUUGUUAAGCUGCUUCAACGCACCCAACUGUCCCACAGCCAAGUGGAUGUAAAGCCCUUCAUCUACGCCCGCUGCAACUGGCUGGACGACGAGGCCGAGUUCCACUUCCUGUCCACAUUCAACAACCAAAAUUAUCGGGGCAUUCUGAAAUAUACGGAAAUACGCAGUGCCGCCAAUGAUCUCGACCUGGAGUACGAAGCAUUCCUUGCCGAAUGCAAGAAAGCCCUCACUACGCACAUGGGAUUGACCGGUUUCGACUACGAGAUAUCCCAAGAGGACGAGCAGCCACAGGCCUUCAAACUGUACAAAUGCGCCGGCUACGAGACGCUAUACCUGGAUAUUCCGCUCAAGAAGGUGUCCAACUGCUAUCAGCUGCUGGAUGGAGCCAUUGAUCUGGGCCAGCAGCAGGCAACGCCGGUUCCUUCCCCAGAUAUUGAGCAGAAAACAAAGGUUAUGCUCGAAGAGUACGAGAAAUACGUGACGGAAUCCAAACAAAAAGAGACGGAAAUGCUGAAAAAGUUCAUUCUACUUAUAAAUAGCAAAAAGGCGCACAUCAGAGAUCUGAAGAGGCAGCUGGAGGAGCGACCAGAAAGGCAUUCCAAGCAGAGAAAAAUCAUCUCCGAUAGUGAGGACACCGACAAAGAUGAGGAGGAGUUUGGUGCGGCCACGCAAGCAAUGAAUAUCGAAAAUGACUCGUAGCAUGCUCCUAUAGCACUAGCACACCCCCCGCAACGAUACAUCUUACAUUGAGUCCGUGCUUGAAUUGUAUUUCUCUUCUUGCUUGUUUCGUUUUGUUUUAGUUCUUUUCUUUUCGAUUGUUUUGAUUUUGUAAAAUAAAUUAGCUUUAUAAUGUAUGUAUAUGUAUAUAUGUAUAAAUAAACAACAAAUAGACUUUAAACAUAAUACAUUAAAUUACCAGCAAAUAUAUGCAAUAGACGUGUGUGUGGUGUGGCUUACAAUUAGACCAACAGAAGAUCGUUUUGGAAUAAGUUACAAUAUAUGCAUAUGUAGUUCUCGUUGCAGUUGUUGGAAUUUCCACAGAAAAUAAAGUAAUUCAAGUCGUUAAUAAACAAAA
Molecule: messenger RNA, 1186 nt
Organism: Drosophila miranda
Lineage: Eukaryota; Metazoa; Arthropoda; Insecta; Diptera; Drosophilidae
Exons: 1
Coding region: 100-810 (236 amino acids)
Biological process (GO): positive regulation of ligase activity; response to X-ray; double-strand break repair via nonhomologous end joining
Cellular component (GO): DNA ligase IV complex; nucleus; DNA-dependent protein kinase-DNA ligase 4 complex
Molecular function (GO): DNA binding
Source: RefSeq, a predicted model, not a curated record